CAUUUGUGUGUGAGGGUCACGUUUAUUCAUCAAACACAAGUGAUCACUGAUAGUGGUGUACUGAACAGCAGACAUUAUAAAACGCGUACAGCAGUGUUUGCUGUUAUAUUUUGCUGAACGAGAUCAUUACAUUUUUAAAGAAUAUAUUUCACACAAUAAAGCCGUAAAUAGAAACAGCGUCACUGUCAGCCAUAUUUUUCCCCAAUGAUUUACUGACAACGAACGAGUCGACAGGUAUAAGAUUAAAUCGUAUCGAAUAUAAGGUAGACAGUUGUCACUCGUUAUUCAACCAAACAUGGCGUUCGGGAGGCAGGUGGGACUGCUUUUGUGGAAAAACUUCGUACUACAGAAACGGAAAAUAUGUGUGAGUGUGUUCGAGGUGGCCCUGCCGGUGUUUUUCGCUGUCGUUAUGUUGUUAAUCCGAUUUCUCGUUAAGAAGGAAGAAUUCACACAGCCGACGUUGUACCCCAGCAUCGACGUCACCGAUAAACAUUACAACGAAUUCGAAGACAACACCGGGCGCAGCAUUCUGUUUUCACCUAACAACACGUUAGUGACGGGGAUUAUGAACGAUGUCACAAAUUUGGCUUUAUCUAAAGGUGUAAAUGUGACUUCUCAAGGUUUUGGCAACUCAAACGAACUGGAAAAGUACUACCAAUCCCUUAGCAAAACCUCCUCUGUUGCCAUCGGCGUGCAGUUUGACAACGUCGACUUCGGGGACAGCGUCUUACCGCUCCACGUCGACAUCUCGUUCAGGCCAAGGAUUAUAAGUGAAACAGAUUCAUGGGAAACCAAACGGACGUUCCAAUUCUUCCAACAAGGUCGACCAAGAGAUACGUCCUCUCCGAAAUACCUCCAAUCGGGCUUUCUCUUUAUCCAAUACAUGGUCAACGAGGCCGUCAUCAGGCAAUGGAACUCGUCUGCUGGCGUCUACUUCGACAACCUGAUGGUGUUUCUGCAGCGCAUUCCGUAUUCGCCGUACGUUCGUGACCCGAUCCUCACGGUGACCCAGAACUGGUUCUCCUUGUUCAUCAUGCUUAGCUUCAUCCUGAGCGCCAUACAAACCACCAAGGGACUCGUCUACGAGAAGGAGAGGAAACUUAAAGAGUCUAUGAAACUGAUGGGUCUCAGUUCCACCGCUCACUGGACGUCGUGGUUGAUCACGUCGUUCAUCUUGCUGGUGAUCAUCAUCACGGUGUACGUUAUCCUGUGCUGCGCCCCCAUCGCCAAGAAUGGACCAGUGCUGACAAAUACGGAUCCCUCUGUGUUCUUCGUGUUUCUCCUGUGUUACGGAAUCUCCGUCAUCGCAUUCUGCUUCAUGAUCAGUGUCUUCAUUCAGAGAGCAAACGUAGCAGCUGCCGUGUCUGGGAUUUUCUUCUUCUUGGCUUACCUCCCCUGGUUUUUCCUGAAGGCGCAGUACGAGGACAUGACACAAACAGCAAAACUAGGCACCAGCGUGGUUUUCAACAUGGCCAUGACGUUUGGGUUAGUCUCCAUCGGUCUGUAUGAAGGAACAGGUGCCGGGGCACAGUGGAGCAACAUCGCAGAACCGGCGUCUGUUGAUGACAACUACUCAUUGCUGGACUCCAUGUUGAUGUUGUUGGGGGACAGCGCCAUUUACUUCCUGAUCACGUGGUACGUUGACAACGUCAAACCAGGAGAAUUCGGAGUUCCGCGCCCUUGGUACUUUCCAUUUACGUCUUCUUAUUGGUGCAGUACACAAGUGACAAAGAGCCAUCAUGAUGCCAAGAACACAAAUGACCCGAAACACUUCGAGACCGAGCCCACGGGGUUGACGGCAGGAAUCAGUAUUAAAAAUCUUACCAAAGAAUUUAAGAUGGGCCCGAGGAAAAUCAAGGCGGUAAAUAACCUGAAUGUGAACUUCUUCAGAGAUCAAAUUUCGGUCUUGCUAGGACACAAUGGCGCCGGAAAAACAACGACAAUGUCAAUGCUUACAGGGUUCAUCCCACCGUCCUGCGGCACGGCAGUUGUCAACGACUACGACAUCAACACCGACAUCAACCACGUGCGCCGUAGUCUGGGGCUGUGUCCUCAACACAACAUCCUCUUUGACACCAUGACGGUGUUGGAGCACCUCGAGUUUUUUGCUUCUUUAAAGAACGUCCCACGUAGAAAGGUGAGAGAAGAAGCGAUAAUCAUGGCUCGAGAGGUUGGGCUGGAACACAAGGCAGACACGCUGUCCAUGCAUCUGUCGGGCGGUCAGAAGAGGAAGCUGUCAGUUGGAAUUGCCUUGAUCGGAGGAUCGGAGAUUGUAAUCCUUGACGAACCCACCUCUGGGAUGGACCCCGCCGCCAGACGUCAGACGUGGGACAUCCUGCAGAGGAACAAACAUGGCCGCACACUGGUGCUCACCACUCACUUCAUGGAUGAGGCCGAUCUGCUGGGGGACAGGAUCUCCAUCAUGGCGGAGGGCGUGGUCAAGUGUUGUGGGUCGUCCAUGUUUCUCAAGAAGCUCUAUGGCACCGGUUACCACUUGGUGAUUGUGAAAGGAAGUGCAUGCGUGGUGAGCCAAGUGACCGCUGUGAUCCAGGACAUUGUUCCCAGCGCCGAGCUGGAGAGCGAGAUCAACUCAGAGUUGUCGUACCUGCUCCCUGAUGACCAAUCCCACCUGUUCCCCAAUCUGUUCGAUCAGAUCGACGCCAACAAAGACAGUCUGGGAAUCAUCAGCUUUGGGACGACUGCCACCACCAUGGAGGAGGUCUUUCUCAAAGUAGGGGAAAAUGCCGAACACACUGACAAAGAGGAUGAACCCAACAGGCCAAGACCAGGCUCAUCAAAGAUGGGCUUCGUAAACCCCGCCUGGGAAUCAGAUGAAGUCACUAUCAACAAAACCUCUAAUGGUACCGCAAAUGGAAACGAUUCAUUUCUAGCAUUUAACACAUUCCAUAGACUGCGUGGCGUCAGUGUUCAACUACAGCGAUUCAAGGCACUGUUUAUCAAGAAAGCUCUUCACACGCGGAGGAACCUGAUCAUAGGUCUUGUCCAGGUUCUCCUGCCAGUCAUCGCAACAAUCUUUGCCUUGGUGGUCGACAAGAUAGCGCCUACAGACUUCAGCGAGGUUUCACUCAAGCUGGACCUGGAACCUUUUGAAAGUACCAUUGUACCAUACACCGAUGGGCUUUCUCCGUCAGCAACAACCACGUCCUUGGCUCAACAUUACAGCGGUCUGUUCUCCAACAACAACGUUCCUGACAAAAUAGACAGAGCAAAGUAUCCGAAUAUGACGAAAUAUUUCAUGGACAAGGUGGCUGCCAUGGGCAUUGCAACAUUCAACAAACAUGUUGUGAUUGGUGGGGAGUUCGAACCAGUGAAUACGUCAACGACUUCCGGCACUGCUCUGUUUAACGGACAACCAUUCCACGGUCAGCCCAUUGCCCUGUCCUACCUGAUGAACUCAAUAGCGUCCUUGCUCACAUCAGGUGUCGACCAUUCUAUAACAGCGUACAACAAUCCGCUUCCCAAAAACCUGACAGAUUUCGCGGCAGUGUCUAACCAGAACGCAAUAACGUUUGGCUUCACCAUUUCUUUCAACAUCAUGUUCGGGAUGGCGUUUCUUACUGCCAGCUUCGUGUUCUUCUUGAUCAAAGAGAGACUCAUUGGAUCCAAGCAUCUUCAGUUCGUCAGCGGCGUGGGUCCGCUCGUCUUCUGGAUGUCGAACCUGGCCUGGGAUUUCAUCAACUAUGUGAUACCAUGUUUCAUUUUAUUGCCGGUCUUUGCGGCCUUCCAAACGGACGCUUACGUGUUGGACGGACGCCUGGGACUCGUCUUCCUCAGCCUGGUCCUGUACGGCUGGGCGGUCCUCCCGUUCAUGUACCUGCUGCAGUACCUGUUCAAGUCGCCUGCAACAGGGAUGGUUGUGGCUAUCAUCUUUAACAUUUUAACAGGUUUGACAACACUCUUGGUGGUGAUGAUUCUACAAAUACCCAGUCUAGGUGCUGUGGACGUCAGCGACGCCCUCGACUGGGUGUUUCUCGUCAUAUUUCCACACUACUGCCUCGGAAAGUCUUUCAUGGACAUCUACACCAAUUACGUCAAUACGAAGACAUGUAACAAACUGGAUUACAAAGUCGUGUGUCAGAGAGUGGCCAUGCCGUGCUGUAAGGGAAACUGCGGAUCUGAUUUCUGUAUCCUGUUUUCUGAGAACUAUUUUGACUGGGAGGCGCCUGGCGUGGGGAGAGAGCUCGUGUUCAUGAUUCUACAGGGGUUCCUCUACCUCGGGUUGGUUCUACUCAUAGAGUACCACGUACCCCAGAGAGUGUGGUACGCAAUCCGUUCUAACCAUGAUGACAUCAUCUGUCCACCCAACGCAGUUUACAAUGUGUCUGGCCAGAAUGAAAAUUGCGCAAUCUGGAAUCGAGGUAGCCCUGUUCAAGAGGAAGAUGGUGACGUCCUGGAAGAGAAUAACAGGAUCAAUAACACCAGUCUGGACAAACUGUCCGAAACCGACUCGCUCAUCUUGACACGCCUUUAUAAGAGAUUUGGAUCUCUUGUGGCUGUUAACCAUAUCAGUGUGGGAAUACCGCAGAAAGAAUGUUUUGGUUUACUUGGCCAGAAUGGCGCUGGUAAAACCACAACGUUUAAAAUGCUCACGGGAGAGAUGAUGGUGACUGGCGGGAACGCUUACUUGAAGCAGUACGAUAUAAAGAAUACCCUGGACAAGGUGCACGAGAACAUGGGUUACUGCCCUCAGUUUGACGCACUCAUUGACCAGAUGACGGGGAGGGAGACACUGUACAUGUACUCCCGUCUCAAGGGCGUGCCGGAGAAUCAGGUUGCAGAUACGGUGAACGCCUUGAUUGACAUGAUGCUGUUAGUGCCACACGCGGACAAACAAACAUCACAGUAUAGUGGUGGUAACAAACGCAAGCUGAGUACCGCGAUAUCCCUGGUGGGUGACCCAUCCUUCAUCCUGCUAGACGAGCCGUCCACGGGGAUGGAUCCUAAAGCCAGACGACAACUCUGGAACGUGCUGUCGCGAGUCAGAGCGUUUGGCAAAACUCUGAUCCUUACAUCACACAGCAUGGAGGAAUGUGAGGCCCUCUGCACAAGAGUGGCCAUCAUGGUGAACGGACGAUUCAGAUGUCUGGGCAGCCCACAGCAUCUGAAGAGUAAGUUUGGAGAAGGCUACACACUGAUUGCACGGAUGACGACCCUCCCAGAUGGCACAAUCGCGCCCACCGAGCCUCUGGUUGCUUUCAUUCGCUCCCAGUUCCCGUCGGCCAUCGUAUUCGACGAUCACCAAGGUUACGUUCAUUUCCAGGUGCCAGACGCAGACGUGAGAAUUGCGCAUGUCUUCACGGUGAUGGAAAGGUCCAAGACGGAGUUCAGUGUGGAGGAUUACUCGGUUCACCAGACGACACUGGAACAAGUGUUUCUGACCUUCACACGAGAGCAGACGGUAUCCACACAUGACAACACGAGUUUGAGAAAAAGACUGUGUUGUUGUUGAUCAAACACAGUGAGACCAUUUUCGUAUGAGAUAUUAUUGUUGAUAAUCAGAUAUACUGGCAUCCAUCUUCAUUUUAAGUAAUUCUUAUUUAUGAUGGCUUAGCCUUUUAGGAUCAUAUUUUGGAUUUUGGAUAUAACUUAUAAGAAGGAAACGUACUGUAAUUUCAAGGUACACUAACAUGCAUAAUACAUACCCAGUCAUCCCAAAGAAACACUCAGCCAAUCAAGAUAUUAAUAUCCCCUGCUAAACAAAAUCAUUAGCCGAUAUUAAUUUACCCGUUACACUCCGAAUUAUUGGAGUUCCUCAAAUUUUGGGUCCGAGCCUGGCUGUGGAGAAGUACUCAACUAACUAUACUAGUACCAUUGCGUUGUUAAAUUUCUCGUAUCUGUUAAUGGGCGUUUUACUAUUAAUGUCCAAGAGUCUUGUGAGUAUUGCGUUUGUGUGUGUUGUGUGUUUUAGGUGUCUCUCAUUAAUAUGUUUGUCUGUGUAUUUAGUGCCAAAGAAUUACAAUGCUAGAACUUUGACGAAUAGUUCAACAAAAGUGGAAUUUGACGAUUUUAGGGAUGGUAUACCAGAUACACACAGACCCACCUCUUUAAUAUUAGGAGACAGUUCAAGAGCGGAUAAAAGAGUUUUCUAAAGAACAUCA
Gigantopelta aegis is the source of this 6119-nucleotide messenger RNA. RefSeq names its product phospholipid-transporting ATPase ABCA3-like. Gene Ontology annotation, molecular function: lipid carrier activity; ATP binding; ABC-type transporter activity. Gene Ontology annotation, cellular component: intracellular membrane-bounded organelle; membrane. The record is from RefSeq and is a predicted model, not a curated record. The transcript has 19 exons. The coding region runs from base 296 to 5470 and encodes 1724 amino acids. NCBI's taxonomy places the organism in Eukaryota, Metazoa, Mollusca, Gastropoda, Neomphalida, Peltospiridae. Gene Ontology annotation, biological process: transmembrane transport; lipid transport.